Stegostoma tigrinum is the source of this 816-nucleotide messenger RNA. Its product is annotated as methyltransferase-like protein 27. The record is from RefSeq and is a predicted model, not a curated record. The coding region runs from base 103 to 672 and encodes 189 amino acids. NCBI's taxonomy places the organism in Eukaryota, Metazoa, Chordata, Chondrichthyes, Orectolobiformes, Stegostomatidae. Gene Ontology annotation, molecular function: S-adenosylmethionine-dependent methyltransferase activity. The transcript has 5 exons.
CACUGAUGAUGUUACCUAGAAUGGUGACGAAACGUCUGAAAACUAACCUUCCAGCUCAGCGAGCAAACUCACAUCCAGAAUCUCCUCACUUUAUACAGCAACAUGGAACCGAAAGAAAAAGUGAAUUUUUAUGACUCUUGGGCUCAGGACUAUGAGCAGCACAUGAGUGUGAUGGAAUACCAGGCUCCCAGGUUCGGUGUGGAGACUCUGGACUCUGUAUACCUCGGAGAUCAGGACAUUGCUCUGGUCCUGGAUGUUCCUUGUGGGACGGGGCUAGUGACUGAAGGGCUGCAGAAGCUGGGAUUCAAAAAUUUCCUUGGGAUAGAAGGCAGCAAACGAAUGUUGCAAAUAGCUGAAUCCAGAGGUCUAUAUCAGAGACUGACACAACACAUGGUAACUACAGAUAACCCACUGCCAGUACAACCAGAUUCCUAUGAUAUAGUGAUGAUUGUCGGUGGACUGGCUCAACAACAUCUGCCCUGGGAAAUCCUUCCCGAAAUGCUGAGAGUCACCAAAUCAGGUGGUUUUAUUUGCUUCACAAUGAGAGCUGAGGCGAGUGAUCACAGGCGUAACGUGCUGACUUCAAUCCAAGAGCUGGUGACCAAAGGGCUGUGGGGGAAGGUUGUCAAACGAUACGUGGAGAAGUGGCAGAAGAGUAUGCUGAUGGUGUAGUGGCUGUUUACAGGAAGCAAUAAUGAUUAAUGUUGGUUAUCAUCAAUCCCUGGAUAUUCUGGGAGCAUCACAUUUUAAAAAUAUUAACUGAAUGUAUUGAAUGUGAAAACGAAUCAGCCCAAACUCUCCAAAUACAAAUAAACC